AUGAUAGACUUUUGCUUGAUACGUGCUUUAAAAUGUUUAGGGGGUGGAAAUGGGGGAGAUUUGAAGAAUGUGUUGAAGGAAUUUUAUUUAAAGAAUGCUCAAAUAAGUUCUAAGAUAAUAAAAUUAAAAAGGUGUAAGAAAUAUGAUGAAGCUUUAGUAAAUAUUAGUUUAAACAAAUUCGAUUUAAUUGACGAAUGUUUCUUUGUUUUGUCAAAUAUUAUUUAUUCUAUAUUGUUUGGUGUUUUAAAAAUUGAGAAUCUAAAUAAGUUAGAUCAGUACCAACUGAUUUAUGCCUGGUUUGAACCAUUUCAUGAAAAACAAAAUAAAAAAAAACAUAAAAUAGGUAAGUAUUAUAUUCCUAAUUUUGAAAGAGAAUUAAAUUAUCGUACAAGUAAAGGAUAUAAUUAUGAAGACAACCAAUUAUUUAAUGGACUAUAUUAUAGUGAAUGGAUAAUAAUAUCCCUUAGUAAAAUUUUUAAGGAAUUAAAUGAGCAAAGAAAUAAUAAUAGUGACAAUUUUAGUAGUAAUAAAAAUAGUAUUUGUGUUGAAAAUUGGGGAACUGUUUUUGAUUUGAUGAAAUAUGUAUAUGUUAAUAAAAAUAUAUUAGGAGUAUAUUUACAAGAGAAAAGGUCUUUAUAUUUUAUGAACAAUUUUGAUGAUAAAGCUCAGAAAGAUAAAAUAAAUUGCGAUGAAAGUAAUUUCGAUAAAACAAUAAUACAAUAUUAUGAAAACGCUAAUAAAAUAAUCAAGGAAUAUUUUUCAUUUCCUUUUAUUUUAUUUUCUUGUAUAACAAAAGGAUUAGGAGAAAAUAAUGUAGAAAGGAAGCUUCAAAUUUAUAAUCAUAUUAUACCCAAAAAAUUAAGUGAAGAUGGAUUUUAUAAAAAUGCUAUAAAAACUUGUGCCUUAUCAUGGAUAUAUAACAAAAGAAAAGAUAAAAAAAAUUAUGAACAAAUUGUUCAUGCAACUUUAAAAAUUAUACGAUUAAAUUUGGCUGAUUAUUUUUGUCAUUUUUUUUUUGGAAUUCUUCUAAAGUAUAAGCCAAGGUCGAAAAUGAGAAGAAGCUUAAAUAGGGUUAGACAAAGUAAAAUUAAAAUGAGAAGAAAUAUAAUUGGAUGGAAAAUAAGUAGACAUAAAUUAGUAAAACUUAUAUUUAUGAACAAGCAAGAAAAAAAAAAAUCUAGCCAAAAUGUGAAACUACUAAAAAAAAAAAAAUACACACACCUUAUAUAUAUAAAUAAUAUAUUUGAAAACAUUUUUUAUCAUUUUCAUUUGUUUUGUAAUAAAGAAUAUGAGAGAAAAAAACUUUUAAUCAGUUUAUUGAAUAGUCUUAUUCCAUUUGUAAAAAUUGUAGAAGGUUGUAUAAAAAAGGACAAAAAAAGAAAAGAAAUAAUGCAAGAGAAAAAAAAAAUAUAUUUAUGUCUAUUUAAUAAAAAUGUUAAUAUUAUAUUAACAGCAAUAAUUAAUGUGAUAUUAUUAUAUGAUUUAAAUUAUUUUUUUAUUGAGAAUUUUUUUAAUAUUUUUUCUAAACAUUGUUUUCCAUUACCGUAUGCAAUAUGUAUAGUUGAUAUAAUUACAAAUUUUAUUAAUUAUAAUGUUUCUUCAAAAUUUUUAUUUCUUCUCAAAGAUUUUGAGAGAAAAAGGAAAUUAAUAAAUAUGACACCAGUUUUGAGUGAACAAAGUUUAAGAAAAAUAAAGGGGGAGACAAAACAGACUAUUGAAGAAGACAUACUACUACUUUCACAAAAUUAUGAAAACAAUGUAGAAAUAGUUUCAAUACUUUUUUUAAAACAAUUAUUAUUUUAUUUAUUAGAUCAAUUUUCUUAUGAUAUACAAGAUGAAGAGAAAAAAAUAUUUAUAUCUAUUGUGCUAAGCAAAAUAUUAUAUGUAUUUAGUUUAUAUAUUAAAAGGGCUAAUAAAAAAGGUAUAGAAAAUGGCUAUACUUUUGAUAAAAUAUCAAAAGAUUUUUAUAUGUAUAAAAUAAAUAUUUGUAAUUUAAAAAUAUUUGAAAGUGUUACUGAAAUUGUCCAAAAUAUGUUUAAAAGUAAUAAUGAAGUUUUACUAUAUUGUGGGCAAAUUGUGGCAAAUUAUUUUAAGAAUUAUGUAGAUAGCCAGUUUUCUAAAGAGACUUAUAAAAGUAGUGGAAAUAAAAAUGAAAAAAAAAAAAAAAGAGAAAAUGACCUUUUUAAUUUAAGACAAUCUAUACAAAAUAUGCCUGAACAGGUCAGAUGUUUUACAAUAAUUACGCAACAUAAAUUUUGUUAUUUAAAUGAAUUGUUGGUAAAAAAUGAAGAAGACCUAAAACUAGAUAUAAGCAAACCUUUUGAAAAUGAAAUGAGUGAUAAUGAAAAUAGAGAUAAUUUAGGAGAUGAAUUAAUUUCAGUUAAUGAACUAUGUGAGACAGAUAGAGGAAGUAUUAAUUUUGAAAAAAAAAAAGAAAUUAAUAUAAUGAUGAUGGAAAAUGCUGAUAAUUUUGUUGAAAAUGACCUGUACAGUUCAGAUGAAAAAUUAUUUAUACUAAAUUUUGAACAAGAAAAUGAGUUUUAUUUAGAUAUAGAAUAUAAUAAAAAUAUGUACAUUGAUCCAACAGAUGAUUUAUUCGAAUGCUUAGACAGAUUAAAAUGUAAGACAAAUUAUAUAGAAAGAAAUAGAAUAGGGAAAGAAGAAAAUAAUUAUGAAAUUUUAAAAAGAAAUGAUAAAAAAGAAAGCUAUGAUGAAGAACAGUUUCGUAUAAUACAAACAAUUUUAUCUUUACCUAAAUUAAUUAAUAAAAAUGAUGUAUUAGAAUAUAUAUGUAUAGAAUUAUAUAGUAUUCUUCUUUCUAUAAAUAAUAAUUAUUGUUGUUUAAAUAAAAGUAAAUAUUCAUUUGGUGGAGUUAAAUUAUUUGAUAUUAUAUUAUUAAAUAUUAAUUUUCCUAUAAAAAUAUGUAAAUUUAUUUUUGAAAAUAUUUAUUCAAAUAUAUAUAAUCAUGUUCAAAAGACUAUAAUGUUGUUGUCUUUACAAUUGUCCUCUUUAUUUUUAUCAAAUAUUAUUACACUAAAUCAUAUUUUUGAUUAUGCACAAAUUAUAUCACUGAACUUGGGUGGAGACCAAACCAAUGGAUAUGAAAAAGAUAGUCAGGAAGAUUAUUUUUUAAAUAUUUCAGAAAAGUUAGAUCAUAAUUUAUUUGAUGAAUGCUCUCAAGAAGCAAAUUUAACAACAAAAAAUGAAAAAAUAAAAGAGGAGAAAUAUAAUGAAAUAAAUAAAUAUAUGCAUAACAAUUUUGAGAAAAGUUUUAAAAAAAAUACAACAAUAUGCUCGAAUAGUUAUUCUAAUAAUUAUGAAAAAAAAGGAAAAUUUUUUUUUAAUUUAUGCAAUUUUUUCUUUACACAUGCAUAUACAAAACUUUUAAGUCAUAAUUCACCAAAAGAUAUUAUAAAUUAUAAUUAUGAAAUAAAAAAAAAUAAUUCAAAAAGCCCAUUAUUAACAGUAUUUAUAAUUUCUUCAUAUAAAUUAUUUUUUAAUUGUUCUUGUAAUAUCUAUAUAUAUAUAGACGAUGUUAUAGUUGAUAUAUUUUCCAUUGGGAAUCUUUUCAUUCGGGAUUCAAAUGUUCAUAUUAGAAGAAUAGUACUCAAAUUGUUGCUUGAAGUAAUUAAUUUAAUUAUAAGAAAAAAAAAAUUUUAUUCAUUAAAUAAUGAAAAUUAUAAUAAUAUAAUUAAUUAUGUUUCAAAUCAUUUGGAGUUAGAACACGAUUUUUCAGCAUUGUUGUCCAUAAAACAUAUUCUGCAUGCUCAUAAGGAAAUACAAAGAGAAAUUUUAUCGUGA
Molecule: messenger RNA, 3801 nt
Organism: Plasmodium vinckei vinckei
Lineage: Eukaryota; Apicomplexa; Aconoidasida; Haemosporida; Plasmodiidae
Product: conserved Plasmodium protein, unknown function
Exons: 1
Coding region: 1-3801 (1266 amino acids)
Source: RefSeq, a predicted model, not a curated record